Messenger RNA from Quercus robur (English oak), 2910 nucleotides. Its product is annotated as pentatricopeptide repeat-containing protein At4g21300-like. The coding region runs from base 129 to 2696 and encodes 855 amino acids. The transcript has a single exon. Lineage: Eukaryota; Viridiplantae; Streptophyta; Magnoliopsida; Fagales; Fagaceae. Gene Ontology annotation, biological process: RNA modification. The record is from RefSeq and is a predicted model, not a curated record. Gene Ontology annotation, molecular function: protein binding; RNA binding.
ACUUGCUAGUUGCUAGUGAUUACAUGCAUUUCCAUUUACGCAUUUGCUUAUGUUUUCUGGGUAGUUGGACAAAAGAACAAGAAGAGUAGACAGCCCACAAACAAAGAUGCUUUAUUGUUCCACUGAACAUGUCUUAUUCCCACAAACUCUUAUUUUCAGCUAUGUCUAAACGCUUUACACGAAUCUCAUCACCCAACUUCAUACACACCAUUACCAACUGUAACCACAUUGAACAUUCACGUGUGCUUUACUCGAAUGCUGAACAACAGGCUUCGCCAACCCAGUUACAAUCAAUCUUGCAAGCUUGUUCUGGCCCUUCUGUUCUUCAACAAGGUAGACAGGUUCAUGCCCAGGUCAUUGUCAGUGGAUAUACUUAUAGCAACAACAAUGGUCUUCUGGUUGCAAAGCUUUUGGGCAUGUAUGUUCUUUGUGGCAGUUUUGUGGAUGCUAAGAACGUGUUCUAUAAGCUUGAACUCAGGUCUUCGGCUUGGUCUUGGAAUUGGAUGAUUAGAGGGUUUACAAUGAUGGGUUGGUUUGAUUUUGCCUUGUUGUUUUACUUUAAGAUGUUGGGUUGUGGUAUUUCUCCGGAUAAGUAUACUUUUCCUUGUGUGAUAAAGGCUUGUGGUGGUUUGAAUAAUGUAAGGUUGGGUAAGUUAGUUCACCAAACAAUUCGGUUGACGGGUUUUGAGUUUGAUGUGUUUGUGGGUAGUUCUUUGAUCAAAUUGUAUGCAGAGAAUGGUUGUAUCGGUGAUGCGCGGUAUUUGUUCGAUAAAAUGCCUCAUAAAGAUUGUGUAAUGUGGAACAUUAUGCUUAAUGGUUAUGUAAAAAAUGCAGAUAGUAGUAGUGCUCUGCAAAUGUUUUUGGGAAUGAGAUAUAGUGACAUUAGGCCCAAUUCAGUGACAUUUGCUUGUAUAUUGUCUGUUUGUGCCUCAGAAGCAAUGGUUGUUUUGGGGACCCAGCUUCAUGGACUUGUUAUUAGGUGUGGGUUGGAGUUGGAUUCUCCUGUGGCUAACACAUUGUUAGCUAUGUAUUCGAAAUGCCAGAAACUGUUUGAUGCAUGUGAGCUAUUUGAUAGGAUGCCGCAAACUGAUUUGGUAACUUGGAAUGGAAUGAUUUCCGGAUUUGUACAAAAUGGGUGUAUGGGCGAGGCCUCACAUUUGUUUCGUGAGAUGAUAUCUAUUGGUGUCAAACCAGACUCGAUCACCUUUGCAAGUUUCCUUCCAUCAGUGACUGAAUCCGCAUGUCUCAAACAAGGUAAGGAAAUUCAUGGUUACAUAGUAAGACAUGGUGUGCCUUUGGAUGUAUUCUUGAAGAGUGCACUUAUUGAUAUAUACUUAAAGUGCAGGAAAGUGGAGAUGGCAUGCAAACUUUUUAGCCAAAGCAGCACAGCUGAUGUCGUUGUUUGCACGACUAUGAUUUCAGGGCUUGCACUUAACGCAAUGAAUACUGACGCUUUAGACAUUUUCAGGUGGUUACUGAAGGAGAAGAUGAGACCGAAUUCUGUAACACUGGCAAGUGUUCUGCCGGCUUGUGCUGGUUUGGCUGCCCUGAACUUGGGGAAGGAAUUGCAUUGUAACAUACUCAAGAAUGGGCUUGAUGGGAGGUGUCAUGUUGGAAGCGCGAUUACAGACAUGUAUGCUAAAUGUGGAAGGUUGGAUCUUGCUCAUCAUACUUUUGAAAGGAUGUCAGAAAAGGAUAGUGUGUGUUGGAACUCAAUGAUCACAAGCUAUUCCCAGAAUGGUAAACCAGAAGAGGCCAUCAAUCUUUUUCAUCAAAUGGGGAAGGGAGGAACCAAGUAUGAUUGUGUAAGCAUUUCAGCUGCACUAUCUGCUUGUGCAGCCUUAUCAUCACUGCAUUAUGGGAAAGAGAUCCAUGGUUUCAUGAUUAAAGGUGCAUUCAGCUCUGACCUUUUUGCUGAGAGCGCACUGAUAGACAUGUACGCUAAAUGUGGAAACUUGGAUUCUGCUCGCUCUGUGUUUGACAUGAUGCAAGGGAAGAAUGAAGUUUCUUGGAAUAGCAUAAUUUCUGCUUAUGGGAACCACGGUCAUCUCAAGGACUCUCUCACUCUAUUCCAUGAAAUGUUGGAAAAUGGAAUUCAGCCUGAUCAUGUCACCUUUCUUGCAAUAAUUUCUGCUUGUGCUCAUGCUGGCCAAGUUGACAACGGAGCUCAUUACUUCCGUUGCAUGACUGAGGAAUAUGGAAUUCCAGCACGGAUGGAGCAUUAUGCAUGUAUGGUAGAUUUGUUUGGACGUGCUGGUCGGUUGAAUAAAGCAUUUGAAACUAUAAAGAGUAUGCCAUUCACUCCAGAUGCUGGUGUUUGGGGGACAUUGCUUGGUGCUUGUCGAGUCCAUGGCAAUGUUGAACUUGCUGAAGUAGCUUCUAGACAUCUUUUUGAUUUAGACCCACAAAAUUCUGGCUACUAUGUGUUGCUUUCAAACAUACAUGCUGAUGCUGGACAGUGGGGGAGUGUGCAUAAGAUACGGAGUUUGAUGAAAGAAAGACAAGUUCAGAAGGUACCUGGGUACAGCUGGAUUGACAUCAAUAACAUCACCCAUAUUUUUUCUGCUGCAGAUGGAAGUCAUCCACAAUCUGCUGAGAUCUAUUCACUACUCAAUAAUCUUCUUCUAGAGCUAAGAAAAGAGGGCUAUGUUCCUCAGCUUUACCUUCCAAUGCACCCACAAACCAUGGGAUUGUGAUUACCAGAAAAAAUAUCAAUUUUUUAUUGUCAGUGUCAACAGUAACUAAUAUCUAAUGUCGGUUUGGUGUCUUGCCAAGGUAAGUGAGGGCAUUGCUGCUUUUUGUAUUAUGCUCUUCUACCUUGUUAUCUUAUCGACGGAGACAUAUUUGAGCUUCUAUGAUUAAAAGAAGCCUGUGAUUGUGAUACAAGAAAUUCAAAUUUUGUUAUCUACA